AUGUCACAAGAACCUUGGCGUUCUAAAACUGAAAGUGUCAGUUCACUGGAUCGAUUAGCUAGAAGUACCUUAUCAAUGGAUUUACCUGAAGCUAGAAGUUGUCGUGAAGCUCGUGAACAAAGUCGUAAAGAAAUGCAUGUUUUAAAUGAAAAACUGGCUUCACAACUUGAAAAGAUGCGUAUUUUAUCGGAACAAAAUAAAAAAUUAAUGAAUGAUAAUGGUUCAAUUAAUCGAUUAUCGAAAGAAACUGAAAAAAUUCGUUCAAUGUACAAUACAGAAUUGAAACAAUUACGACACUUAGUUGAUGAAUGUGAACGUGAGAAAGCAGAUAGUUUAGCUAAAAUUGCUCAUUUACAACAGACUAUAAGAAAUAAACAAGAUCAAAUUAAUCAAUUGAAUCAAAAUAAUCAACGUUUAGCAAAACAACUUGACGAUGCUUUAAAAGAAUCCAGUAUUAAAGAUGCUGAUAAACUUCAAUUAGAACGUCAUAUGAAACAAGCAGAAGAAGAAGCGCAUCGAUGGCGUACAACAGCUGAACAACAAAAGCAAGCCAAUAGUCAGUUGCAUAAAAAUUUAGAUGAAGAAACAGCUAAUCGUAUGACAUGUCAAUCAGAAAUGCAAACAUUAAAAGAAGAAAUGGAAUUUUAUCGUCGUGUACAUCAACAAGAAAUUGAAGAGUUACGUUCAAUAAACAAUAAUGUACAAGAUGAUCAAGAUGUUGAACAUUGGCGUCAAUUGAUGCAAAAUACAAUUCGUGAUAUUAAAUCGGAAUAUGAUAAACGAUUAGAUCGGAUUCGUGACGAGAUGGAACAAAGUUACUUAAUCAGACUGGAUGAAUUAAAUAGACAAGAUUCAUCUCAACGAACAGAGUUUAAUAGAUUACAAGAAGAAAAUUCAAAACUUAAAAGUGCUUUAGAAGGUACACGUGGUCGUGAUGAUCAGUUACGUGCAAGAUGUGACCAAUUGGAACGUUCUUUAAAUGAGUCAGUGGAAGAGUCAAGAAAUUUAAGAAAUCAAUUGAAUAAACUGAUCGCUGAAACUGAACAUGAUAAACAAGCCGCUGAAGAAGCGUUAACACGACUUCAUAAGGAAUUAUCUUCACUGACUGAUGCAAAAUUGAAUUUAGAAGCGGAAAUUGCCGCUUAUAGUCGAUUAUUGGAAGCACAAGAUUCUCUCAUAUCCUCCAAUACAAGAUCAGAUGGUGCAAAGACAAAAUCUCAUCCACAUCUACCACAGCAACCACAUCAAUCACAUCAUUCUAAUCGAUCAGGAUCGGGAAACUAUCGACCACGUAAUGAAUUAAAUAUUCAUGUACCAUCUUAUCCAACGACAACAUCAUCACAACAUCAUAAACAAUCUCAUAAUAAUGUUUCUUCUGGAAGAUGGACAGAAAGAGAAGAACCUAGUGGUCAGUCAACUAGAUCGCAUCAUUUCGUUGAGAGAUCCAUUGAAGGUAAUCAACACUUAUCUUGUAGUUAUUCUGAUCUUGACAAACAACAAAAUUCAAUGAGUCAUAGUGAAACAUUCACACGUGGUCAUUUAGUGAUUAAUGAAUGCGCCAAAAAUGGCAAUUACAUUGAAAUAACAAAUAAAGGGAAUACAGAAGAAUCAUUGUUCGGUUGGUGUCUCAUUAGAAAUAUUGACCAAGGAAGACAGAUCAUUCGAUAUACAUUUCCUAAUCACACUUUAUCACCUCAUUCAAGUGUUAAGAUAUGGGCUGGUAAACCAACUCCUACACGUAGUUCGAAUACAAGUGAUAUUGAAGCACCAUAUUCAACUUGGGGUACUGGUUCAUACAUACAAACAAGUCUAUACAAUCCAGAUGGUUUAGAAAAAGCAACACAUAUUCAGAAAUUACAGUAG
This is a messenger RNA of Schistosoma turkestanicum, 1863 nucleotides long. Lineage: Eukaryota; Metazoa; Platyhelminthes; Trematoda; Strigeidida; Schistosomatidae. The record is from the annotation of a GenBank genome assembly.